ACGAGUUAAGAGCUGGCCAUCAAUGGCUGAAGUAGAAAAAGCGGGCAGAAUUGCGAAGAGGAGAAAGAUGGGAGAUAGAAAAGCAGCAGAAAAGUGGCCUCUCAUUAAACCCAAAAAGAAUCUCCAAAUUACUCGUCUCAAAGACACCGAUCUAUUUACUGUGCAAGAUUUCUUCUCUUCUGCCGAAGUAAAGGCAUUUGUUAAAGCUGCAGAAUCUAUUGGUUUUGCUCACCAAGGGAGUCUGGGUCCAACACAUGGUGAAGCUUAUAGAGAUAAUGAUAGACUUUCUGUCAAUGAUCCUGUUCUUGCAAAUGCGGUGUGGGAGUCAGGACUAAGCAAAUUGUUUUCUGACAUUAAAAUUCGGGGGAAGGUUGCUGUUGGCUUGAAUCCAAAUAUCAGAUUCUACAGGUACAAGGUUGGUCAGCGCUUUGGACGACAUAUUGAUGAAAGUGUUAAUCUGGGUGAUGGGAAGCGCACUCAUUAUACUCUUUUAAUAUAUUUAAGUGGUGCAACUAAAGCAAAAACUAAAACUGAUCCGAACAGCCAGAAGGAUUCUUCCUCAGAGCCUCUAGUUGGAGGAGAGACUGUCUUCUAUGGACCAAGGAAUAGUGUCGUGGUAGAUGUGGCUCCUGUUGAAGGGAUGGCUCUCCUACAUAUUCAUGGGGACAAGUGCAUGCUGCAUGAAGCUCGGAACGUUACUAAGGGUGUGAAAUACAUUUUUCGUUCUGAUGUAUGUUUUGCUUGAAGCUCUAUGAUCAUUUUUAUAUCAAGCAAGCUCUGUAAGCUUUUCAUUUAGGUUCCUCCAGUUAUGCUCUCUUAUAUUUUCCAUGUGCUAAAAUGGAACCCGAACUUCUCCUUGUAAUUUUUUAUUAUUCCUGGGUUCUUCCUGGGAUUAUAUUUAAAAUUUUGGCAUAUCUUGUUGUAAUUUAUUAUCCUUCUCAGACGAACCCAAUUUUUGUAUUGUGGAGGCAACUCAACAUGCAAAAUGAGCCAGACUUGGUGUACCUCUUGUAAUGCCAAGAUCAUCUAUCUAAGAGAUCUGGAUUCCAUUGUUCUUUCU
Populus euphratica (Euphrates poplar) is the source of this 1060-nucleotide messenger RNA. Its product is annotated as 2-oxoglutarate (2OG) and Fe(II)-dependent oxygenase superfamily protein. The transcript is spliced from 4 exons. Lineage: Eukaryota; Viridiplantae; Streptophyta; Magnoliopsida; Malpighiales; Salicaceae. Gene Ontology annotation, biological process: peptidyl-proline hydroxylation to 4-hydroxy-L-proline. Gene Ontology annotation, cellular component: endoplasmic reticulum. Gene Ontology annotation, molecular function: L-ascorbic acid binding; iron ion binding; procollagen-proline 4-dioxygenase activity. The record is from RefSeq and is a predicted model, not a curated record. Bases 23 to 745 code for a protein of 240 amino acids.